This is a messenger RNA of Ceratina calcarata, 1913 nucleotides long. Its product is annotated as protein scarlet. Lineage: Eukaryota; Metazoa; Arthropoda; Insecta; Hymenoptera; Apidae. Gene Ontology annotation, molecular function: ABC-type transporter activity; ATP hydrolysis activity; ATP binding. The record is from RefSeq and is a predicted model, not a curated record. Gene Ontology annotation, biological process: transmembrane transport. The coding region runs from base 99 to 1895 and encodes 598 amino acids. Gene Ontology annotation, cellular component: plasma membrane. The transcript has 11 exons.
GUUAUCUCGUUAGAUAACAGAGAUAAACAGCGAAGAAGCAGACUCCUGUUCCUGAAACUCGUUUAGAAUUUUACCGGGUCUCGCGAAGGAAAGGCAAAAUGUUAACUCUGGACUCGGGAAAUCCAGAGACGACGCUCGUCUGGAAUAAUUUGACAGUCGUCCGGCGCGAAAAACCAAACUCUUUGCAAAUUGUUUGGAGAAAGUUUAGGAGAAGGCGGUUCCAAGAGACGCGGACGAUAUUAAAUGCAGUGUCUGGCUCUGCUGUGACGGGAAAUUUAAUCGCCAUAAUGGGACCCAGCGGUGCUGGGAAGACAACGCUUUUGGCAAGUCUAGCUGGUAAACUGGAACCAACGAGUGGAUCGGUAUCGAUAAAUGGACGAAUUGUUUCACGAGAUACUUUGUCUGAAGUAUCUAGCUACAUGCCCCAAUUUGAUGCAUUGCCAAUGCCACUCACUGUACAAGAGCACUUGCUGUUUAUGUACGCAUUGAAGACGAACUUAAAUAAAACGCAAAGGAAAUAUUCGUCAAUUGAAUUAUUGACAGAACUGAGCCUCAUCGAUUGCAAAGAUCUGUUAAUAUCAAAUUUAUCUGGAGGACAGAGGAAGCGACUUUCGUUGGCCAGUGAAUUGGUCACUAAACCCAGGAUAAUCUACUUGGACGAGCCCACGACUGGCUUGGAUACAUUUUCUGCGAUGCAAGUGGUUCAAACCCUGAGGCUCGUAAGCUUGGAAUCAGUAGUCGUUUGCACUAUUCACCAGCCAGGAAUGGAUAUAUACAAUCUCUUCACUCACGUGUUAUUGCUAUCUACUGGGAGAGUAGGAUACUUUGGAACUCGAAUGGAUGCUACAAAUUUUUUCCACAGUUUAGGAUACGAAUGCCCGGUUGGUUACGACGAGUCUGAAUACUACAUAAAGCUCUUGUCACCGCGAAAGAGCUGGGACAGCGAGCCCGAGAAACUUAUCGAUAAAAUAUGUGAAGCAUUCUCGCGCUCCCCCUCGAGAAUUCCGGAAAUCGCGAACAACGAAAUGCUCGAUAUCGAACCACGAAGAGAAGCUGGACGUGUAACGCAGCUCCUCUGGUUAACGUGGAGAGUUUGGACUUUGAACAGAAGAACGAUCUGCGACGACUGGAUCUCGUGGAUCUCUUAUUUUCUCUCCAUAGCGGCGGUGGCCACUUUUUACACGGGAAUUAAUCCGCGGACGCAGAACGGUGUGCAAAAUGCGAGGGGCGCGUUGUACAUGAUGAGCUCUGAAAUUUCGUUUACGGUCGCCUACUCCGUGAUUUACGAAUUUCCCGGCCACCUUACGAUUUAUCUGCGGGAGCGCACCGUUUACAGUUCCGGGCCCUAUUACAUUGCCACCUUCCUCGGACUGAUACCAAGGGCCACCCUGAAGGCGCUGAUUUUUACGACAGUUAUGUACCUGAUCCUAAUCACUCGGAUAGAUCUGUUGAACUUUUUAGUCUACUGUCUAACGACGUCGGCCGCAGCAAUUUGCGGGACUGCGUACGGUUUAAUGUUCUCCAGCUGGGUGGACAACGUCGACGUACUUACAUCAAUCAUGGUACCCAUAGACACGCUGUUUCUGUUGACCGCCGGAAUGUUUUACAGCCUCAGGUCGCUGCCGGCGUAUCUGACAUGUUUUAAAUAUUUUUCAAUAUUCUUUUAUCUGAACGAGGCGCUUUCUAUAAUUUACUGGUCGCGGAUCGACGACAUCGACUGUCAAUCCAGUGAUUUGCCCUGCUUGCAAAACGGAGACGAAGUUUUGUUGGAGUAUGGAUUCAGACGUACCAAUUUAAUUUGGGAUCUGAGCGGACUUGCGAUCUUAACGAUUGCAUUGGGCCUCGGUGGAUACUUCGGUUUACGACGAAGGAGGAAAGUCGGAGCGAUGUUUUAAAUAACGAUGCGAGGUCCA